Molecule: messenger RNA, 2605 nt
Organism: Leptopilina heterotoma
Lineage: Eukaryota; Metazoa; Arthropoda; Insecta; Hymenoptera; Figitidae
Exons: 7
Coding region: 472-1989 (505 amino acids)
Biological process (GO): cell adhesion
Cellular component (GO): extracellular matrix
Source: RefSeq, a predicted model, not a curated record
AAGUGUCGCAUCGCGCUCCUCAAUUUCUCUUAAAAACUAACGUUUUUCUUUUGUUAUUUUCAGAUAAAAAUGUCAAUUCAGCAAUAAAAAGUGGCCGUAGUUGUUAAUACAAAUGCAAAAAGUGGAAAUUCGGUAAUUAGUGGUCGACAAGUGAGUAAAAGUGCAAAAAGGUGUUUUCUAACCUACAAAAGAUGACGCAAAAUAUUUUCAAGAUGGCGUCGGUGCUUUAAAUCUUUUGGAGGGAAAACCGGUGCAAAAGUGUUUUGUUUAUCAAAUUUGUGUAUUUGAAUAUUUUCAAUAGGUUUGUGAAUGAAAAUUUUUCAAGUGAGUGAAAGUGCAAAUAUGUGUUUUUUAAUCAACGGGGAGGCAAAAUAUUUUCAAGAUGGCGUCGAUCCAUUGAAUUUUUUCGAAGGGAAAAUCAGAGGAAAAUAUUUCGUCAACAAAAUUUGCGUAUUUCAACAUUUCUAAUCGAUGUCCAGUGACACAUGGCUUCGAUGUCAUUCUGCCUUGAUGCCGUUGACUUUACUGUCUCUUCUCUUGCUUUUGGGAAUUCAUCUUCCGUUCGUUGUGGCUCAAUGCGGACCCUCAGCGCAAGAAAAGCAAGACAGACAAAAUAAGCUGGCCCUCUAUAAAGUCACCCUGAAGACAUACUGGUCGAGAGCACGAUUCCCCAGGCACUAUCCAGAUUGGAAACCUCCUGCUCAGUUCGGCAAACUUGUUGGUCGAACUCACGACGCCACCUACACCCUUUACCGUCUCGGCGAGAGGCUCUCCUCUGGAGUGAGGCAAUACGUUGAGACAGGAAGAACGGAUGGUCUUGAUACAGGGGGCGAAUUUCCAAACAUCUUACAAUCGUUCAUUGGCCCUUCAGUGCCACAGGGCGAAGGGACAAGUAUUGCGAGAGCAUUUCUUGAUGGCAAUCAUUCUCUCAUCAGCGUAGUGGCUCGUAUUAAUCCAAGUCCUGAUUGGUUCAUUGGGGUGGAUUCUUUCCAACUCUGCGUCGAAGGCAACUGGGUGGAUACAGUUACUGUUGAGCUUGACCCCUUGGAUGGCGGGACUGAUAAUGGCUUUACUUUCACGGCUGCCAAUUGGCCGACUCAACCCCAAGGGAUCGCCUACAGGAUCACGUCGAGAUAUCCUGCACAUCCUGCAGGAAGCUUUUUCUAUCCGAAUUUACCACGUCUGCCUCCAAUUGCCACACUUACAUUCACCAAGUUGAGAGAGUACACAUUGACGGAAACGUAUCACGAGGACGAAGUCGAGAUGGAAUUUGUGAGCAACGAGAAUCUACUGUCGAAUAACCCGACCCCAAGAGGAAUCGAUCCGAACAGAGACCUGAAUGAGGUCAUUGCUGAAGAACGAGGGGAAAUGGAUACCCAAAGAUACAGUUACUGGCCAUCGGAGAAUUCAAAAGAGAAAUUUUUAACGAGUGAACCCAGCGACAAGAAGGCGGCUAUCAUGAACAGUAUUGCCUCAUCGUAUGCUUUACAACGACCGAGGUUUACAGCGACAUCGACGCUAUCGCCGGUGAAAACGAAAGAAACGAAAAAGCUCGAUGAUAUCGGAAACUGGUCAUAUUAUCGACCAUAUCACAGUUCCUCAGACGCGCAGAAGGCGCAAAUAUUUGAGGAUAUUCAAAGGAAAAUCACCAGCAACGUCACAAGCGUUCCAGCCACCAAUCAUCCCUGGCGAAAUUCAACCAAUAUCAAAGACCAUCAGCAUAGAUUUAGGCCAAAGCAUCACAAAUACACGAAGGGAAAAUGGAUUCGAACACGAUUGCCGAGGGACUGCAAGGUCAGCGAAUGGGGUCCCUGGAGCGCUUGCAGUCGAACUUGUGGUGUUGGCGAAACCCAAAGGACAAGAAAAGUUGUCAUAAAACCGCGCCGAGGUGGAAUUCGUUGUCCGCCGCUUAAAGAAACCAAAUGGUGCAGUGGAAUAAAUCCAUGUCACGAGAGUAGCCAAUCUUUCGCCGAUACUCAUCGAUGGUAGUAUUUUCCCUCCCUCCCUCCCCCACCCCCCUCAAACUAUUAAUUUUUUUCAAUAAAAAAUCAAAAGAAGAAAAUAUAUUCAAAACAAGUCUCGAAAAAAAAUAAAUUUUUUUUUUUCAAACCUUUUAAAGGGAAAAAUUCCCGAAAAAACAAAUAUGUUUCUUUCCUUAAAGAAAAGGAACAAGAAAAAAUUAUUUUAGGAACAAAAAAAGAAGUUUGUUUCGAAAAAGAAUCCAAUGUUUGACUUUAGAAAAGAAUUUGCGAAAGAAUUCUUUAAAUUGCAAAUUGUACUAAAACUUUUCCCAAAAUUCAAAAUUGGAAAAUGAAAAAAAAGAUUUUUCACAAAUUUUUUUUCAAAAUUUAUUCCUUAAAGCCAAAGACUUAAAAAUAGAUAAUAAAAAAACACUCGACAUCUUUUCGAAAAAGCAAAAAAUAGUCAUCACAAAAUAUGCCAAAGAGAAAUUAAGAUUUAUAGAAAAUCAUCUAUUUAUCACAGUUUUUCCAAAAAUAUCAAAAUUGGGACAAAAUUGAGACAAAAAAAUUAAGACAAAAAUAAAGACAAAAUUGAGACAAAAAAAUUAAGACGAAAAUUGAGACAAAAUUGUGACAAAAAAAUU